This is a messenger RNA of Pteronotus mesoamericanus, 3016 nucleotides long. It is a transcript of the gene ATP6V0A1, whose product is annotated as ATPase H+ transporting V0 subunit a1. Gene Ontology annotation, biological process: vacuolar acidification; proton transmembrane transport. The transcript is spliced from 23 exons. Gene Ontology annotation, molecular function: proton-transporting ATPase activity, rotational mechanism; ATPase binding. The coding region runs from base 132 to 2741 and encodes 869 amino acids. Lineage: Eukaryota; Metazoa; Chordata; Mammalia; Chiroptera; Mormoopidae. The record is from RefSeq and is a predicted model, not a curated record. Gene Ontology annotation, cellular component: vacuolar proton-transporting V-type ATPase complex; vacuolar proton-transporting V-type ATPase, V0 domain; plasma membrane.
GUCAGGGCGCUGCAGCCCCGAGCUGGGGAGACUGCGGGUUCGGUCUGCCGCGACUGCUGUGGUAGUGGCCCCACUGGCGGCUGGAGGUUGGACAGAAAUCCAGGUACUCAGUUGAUGUACUUUUGGGCGCCAUGGGGGAACUUUUCCGGAGCGAGGAGAUGACGUUGGCCCAGCUUUUUCUACAGUCAGAAGCUGCUUAUUGUUGCGUCAGUGAAUUAGGAGAACUUGGAAAGGUUCAGUUUCGUGAUUUAAAUCCAGAUGUGAAUGUCUUCCAACGGAAAUUUGUGAAUGAAGUUAGAAGAUGUGAAGAAAUGGAUCGAAAGCUUCGAUUUGUUGAGAAAGAGAUAAGAAAAGCUAAUAUUCCAAUUAUGGACACUGGUGAAAAUCCAGAGGUGCCCUUCCCCCGGGACAUGAUUGACUUAGAGGCUAAUUUUGAGAAGAUUGAAAAUGAACUGAAGGAAAUCAACACAAACCAGGAAGCUCUGAAGAGAAACUUCCUGGAACUAACUGAAUUAAAAUUUAUACUUCGCAAAACUCAGCAGUUUUUUGAUGAGGCUGAAUUGCAUCAUCAGCAGAUGGCGGAUCCAGACCUGUUGGAAGAGUCCUCAUCCCUCUUGGAGCCAAGUGAGCUGGGAAGAGGCACACCUUUAAGGCUUGGCUUCGUGGCUGGUGUGAUUAACCGGGAGCGCAUCCCAACUUUUGAGCGCAUGCUUUGGCGGGUGUGCCGGGGGAAUGUGUUCCUGCGACAGGCUGAAAUCGAGAACCCCCUGGAGGAUCCUGUGACUGGCGACUACGUGCACAAGUCUGUGUUCAUCAUUUUCUUCCAAGGCGACCAGCUGAAAAACAGAGUCAAGAAAAUCUGCGAAGGGUUCCGGGCCUCCCUCUAUCCCUGCCCUGAGACGCCCCAGGAGAGGAAGGAAAUGGCCUCUGGAGUUAACACCAGGAUUGAUGAUCUCCAAAUGGUUUUGAAUCAAACGGAGGAUCACCGCCAGAGGGUUCUGCAGGCAGCUGCUAAGAACAUCCGUGUCUGGUUCAUCAAAGUGCGGAAGAUGAAGGCCAUCUACCACACCCUGAACCUGUGCAACAUAGAUGUGACUCAGAAGUGUCUGAUUGCAGAGGUCUGGUGCCCUGUCACUGACCUGGACUCCAUCCAGUUUGCACUCAGAAGGGGCACGGAACACAGUGGUUCCACCGUGCCCUCCAUUUUGAACAGGAUGCAGACAAACCAGACUCCCCCAACCUAUAACAAAACAAACAAGUUCACGUAUGGCUUUCAGAACAUAGUAGAUGCUUAUGGAAUUGGAACUUACCGAGAGAUAAAUCCAGCUCCAUAUACCAUCAUCACUUUUCCCUUCCUAUUCGCUGUGAUGUUUGGGGACUUUGGACAUGGCAUUUUGAUGACCCUUUUUGCUGUAUGGAUGGUGUUAAGGGAGAGCCGGAUCCUCUCCCAGAAGAAUGAAAAUGAGAUGUUUAGCACUGUGUUCAGUGGACGGUACAUUAUUCUUCUGAUGGGUGUGUUCUCCAUCUACACUGGCCUCAUCUACAACGAUUGCUUCUCCAAGUCUCUUAAUAUCUUCGGAUCAUCCUGGAGCGUACGGCCUAUGUUUUUAUCUAACUGGACGGAAGAGACGCUUCGGGGGAACCCUGUGCUCCAGUUGAACCCAACUGUCCCUGGAGUUUUUGGUGGACCAUACCCUUUUGGCAUCGAUCCAAUUUGGAACAUUGCUACCAAUAAACUGACCUUCCUCAACUCCUUUAAGAUGAAGAUGUCUGUUAUCCUGGGCAUCGUCCACAUGAUGUUUGGGGUCAGCCUGAGCCUUUUCAACCACAUCUAUUUCAGGAAGCCUCUGAAUAUCUACUUUGGAUUUAUUCCUGAAAUAAUCUUCAUGACCUCUUUGUUUGGCUACUUGGUUAUCCUCAUUUUUUACAAGUGGACGGCCUAUGACGCUCACACAUCUGAGAAAGCACCAAGCCUUCUGAUCCAUUUCAUAAACAUGUUCCUCUUUUCCUAUGAGGACAUUGAAAAUUCAAUGCUAUAUUCUGGACAGAAAGGUAUUCAGUGUUUUCUGGUUGUGGUUGCGUUGCUCUGUGUACCAUGGAUGCUACUGUUUAAACCACUGAUCCUUCGCCAUCAAUAUUUGAGGAGGAAGCAUUUGGAAGGGCAACCUGUGGAGGCCCCAGUCAGCCCAACCCCGAGCCAACAGGGACUAGAGGCAGCAGCGGCUGCAACAGGAACUCUCAACUUUGGUGGGAUCAGGGUGGGCAACGGACCGACAGAGGAGGAUGCUGAGAUUAUUCAGCAUGACCAGCUCUCCACCCAUUCAGAAGAUGCAGAAGAGCCUACCGAGGACGAAGCGUUUGACUUUGGAGACACCAUGGUCCACCAGGCCAUCCACACCAUCGAGUACUGCCUGGGCUGCAUCUCCAACACCGCCUCCUACCUGCGGCUCUGGGCGCUCAGCCUCGCUCAUGCGCAGCUGUCGGAGGUGCUUUGGACCAUGGUGAUCCACAUUGGCCUGAGGGUGAAGAGCUUGGCGGGAAGCCUGGCGCUGUUCUUCAUCUUUGCCGCCUUUGCCACCCUGACCGUGGCCAUCCUCCUGAUCAUGGAGGGCCUGUCCGCCUUCCUGCACGCGCUGAGGCUGCACUGGGUCGAGUUCCAGAAUAAAUUCUACAGCGGUACCGGUUUCAAGUUCCUGCCCUUCUCCUUCGAGCACAUUCGGGAAGGGAAGUUUGACGAGUGAGCCCCUCGUGGGGCUGUGUGCCUGCCGCCCUUCCUCCCUCACUCCACGGUGAUUAGCUGUGCUCCUCCUGCGUGUUGGUUGUGAUCCCUGGAUUCUGGGGCAUUUGUGUCAUCCUUGCCACCCGCCCCCAGCCCCCUGUGCAUCAUUUAGGUAGACCUGGCCCUCCCUUCGGUUCCCUGCCACCUCAGCCUUGUGCGUUGUAGUGAUUUUCUAGAGAAGCUGAGCUCUGACAGCCACACCACUGGGCACCACCAGCCUUGCCCUCCCCCCCACCC